This is a messenger RNA of Mytilinidion resinicola, 333 nucleotides long. RefSeq lists its product as uncharacterized. The record is from RefSeq and is a predicted model, not a curated record. The coding region runs from base 45 to 269 and encodes 74 amino acids. Lineage: Eukaryota; Fungi; Ascomycota; Dothideomycetes; Mytilinidiales; Mytilinidiaceae. The transcript has a single exon.
CUAAGAUAGACCCGUCUUGAGACGGUUAUGUUCUCAAGAUAAACAUGCUCGCAAGACGGGUCUUUAGGACGAUUAUGCUCUUAGGGAAGUUGUCUAUGCUAUUUGCUUUCAAAUGUUCCUACAAGCGUGCAGUGAAGGGAUUGGACUGGAGUGGACUAGAGCGGGCCUUAAAUCCACUCCAGUACGAUGCAAGCUUCAAGAACGGGCUCCUCUUCCCUUUUCGUACUGGUAGACUCUCAGUAAUGGUACGAAUCAUGCAUUUCUCGUAAUGGUCUAACAUUCGUACUGGUCCCUUAUAUAUGCACUUUCGUAAUGGUACAAACUUUGGAAUGG